GUCGUCGUGAGAGAGCAAAAACAAAAAUGGCCUCGCAUGGUCUUUGUUUUGUUCGAUUCAAUUAAGUUUUUUACCCCAUCAAACGUUCGCUUUUGUGGUCAAAUUUCGCGUAAAGCCCUUCCGCCGGAUGUGCCCCGCCGGGUACCGGUAGCCGUUGGAGGAAUUUCGCAUCGUCUGUAGGCGAUUGUUGUGAGUGUUUGGAAUCGGGCGCGCGCGUGCAUCUUUCUGUCUGUCUGAGGUGUUGGUGGUGUGUCUUUUUUGUGAUCCAGCAGUUGGAUUUUCGUUUUAUUUUCCUGUUGUUACUUCCCGGGAUGGAUUCCGGGCUUUUGUUGGUUCCGAAGCUGGUCCCGCUGCCGUCGUCGGUGGGAAACAGUGCUUUGGGCGGUAUGCUGCCGAACAUGAAGAUUGUUUCGCAAGGGGUUGUAGAGAUGGCUGGUGGAAGAGGUGAAGGUGGCGGGGAAUGCAGCGGGAGUAAUAAACAAAAACAGAAAAGUGAUGGUGAACUAAUUCUGGUGAUGGAACCGCAGAAUCCUUCCCCGACGAAGUACUUCGAUCAGCAUGGAUUGCCCCUGAAGAAGGAGCUCGUAGAAAGUGAGAUGCACGGGGAGGAGGUUGGAAAGUCGACGAAAAAGCGGUCCAAGCUGACGAUAACCUGUCACAAGUGUUCGAAGCAGUUCGAGACGAAGAUUGAGUACGAGUUUCACUAUCGGAAGAGCUACAACCAGGAGCCGGUUUACUGUUGCACAACGUGCGACAAACAGAUAUCCCAGUAUAAAGCCUAUCGGUUGCACAUCUACCGGCACUCAAACAGUGCAAAUCAGCGGUACACCUGCGGGACUUGCUCCAAAGUGUUCCAUCAGAAAUCGGAUCUUAACCGGCACGAAAGUAUCCACGAGAGUCAGCCAGUAGUGGCUAGGGCGGAAAAGGAUUUGUCGGUUGCUGCUAAGGUCCAAGGGAAGAUUAGCUGUGAUCGUUGCGAUGCCGUCUUCGGCACUCAGGCCGAGGUGCGGUUCCACGCAAAGAAGAUUCACCCGAUUCCGAAGCAAAUGAUCGAAUGUCCGGACUGUGGCAAGUUUCUGUCGGCGGGAAGUUUGUAUUCGCACCGGAAGAUUCACUCGGAUGGGCCGAAGUUUACGUGCGAGGAUUGUGAUAAGUCGUUUGUGCAGAAGAUCAAUUUUAUUCACCAUCGCAAGAAGCACCUGCCGAACGACGAGCGUCCGUUUCCCUGCGGGGAGUGUGGAAAGGCAUUCUUCGAAAAGUCCCAUCUGCAUAGGCAUCAGUUUUUCCAUUCGGAAGAGCGUCCGUUCAAGUGCGAGCUGUGCGGAAAAUGCUACAAGACGGAGCGUUGUUUGAAGGUCCAUUCGGCAGUUCACAACGCAGAUCGUCCCUUCGUAUGUUCCGAGUGCAACAAAGGCUUCCUGAGCAGUUCGAAGCUUCGUCAGCACAGCAACAUCCACUCGGGACUGCGGCCGUUCAAAUGCAAAUACUGCUCACGGGACUUUACCAACUUCCCCAACUGGUUGAAACAUAUUCGUCGCCGUCACAAGGUUGAUCAUCGUACCGGAGAAAAACUGGACAGCGUUCCGAAGUUUAUGACCAAGAAGAAGGAUAAACCAGUCGAUAGCAAGGACGGUGUCGUCGUCGUUGAAAAGCAAGUGAAGAAGAAACCUCCGAAGGAAACCCUUCAACUGUCCAUCAAGGAAGAAAGCCUUCCGUUUGUUGGUGAAAAUUCCAACAUUGAUCUCAAUCUGGUCUCCAAGGAUGACCUGCUGCAGCCGCUCAAGAUGGAAGAGAUGGAGGACAUCUUUCUGGAACUUCCCGGGGCGGGGAUUUCCGACGAAGACGCCCGGCAUGCAGUUUCUUCGCAGAUUCAGCAUAACAUCGCAACCUCGGCCAGUGAACCUCCAACCGAGGACGAAUCGGAACCACUGGGACCGGCGGAUUCCGAUCUCGUCGAUCCUCCACCGCUCGGGCUCUCCGAGGACGAUAACGAGCUGUUCCAGUUUAGUUACGUACAACCUGAAUUCGAUUGUGAUUUUAGCAUUAAGAACGAGUUUUCUCUAAGGACAGAGGCUGUUAAUGUGAUUAGGGAGAUUGAGACGACCAGUGGUGGUUUCAGCAGUGCACCUUCGGUGGCAUCGUCGGCGGUUCUGCCGACUGCUACCGGUGCCCUGGUGUACGACAUCAACGGCGAGCUGCCAAUCUUCCCGACUUUGAUCUCAAUCAGUGGCGACGAGCAGCAGUUUCGGCUGAUCAACCCGAACUUUAUCCAUCUGCCACAGUUCAGGAGGAACGGCUCCUCCGGCAGCAGCAACGGAGGCUCCAGUGGAACCGGAUUGAAGGUGGAGACACCGUAAGUAAAACGAUCUUCAUAUAUUUUAAAUUCUAUACGCGAAAACUUUUUAAGUUUCAAUAGCCAGUAAGCACGAAAACAGUACAGUAACGCAACAACAUACAGAAACUCCUACCGUUAGUGGUAAUAAGCUGGCGAGAGUUGCAAAAGGAUCUCGCGGAACAGUUGGGCUAGUGACUAAACAGGACGAAAUUUUGUGGUGAUUUAUUCUAGUGUAGUAAGGUAAAAUUAAACAAAAAAUAAGCUAACCGAACGGAACAGGAAACGAUGAUCAGGAUUUUUAGCAUGAGGUGGCGAGAGCAUGAGAGAGUGGACGGUGAAUAUUUUGCUUUCUUUUUUUUUAUUUUGCUAUUAAACUAUAUUCUAGCAGACGUUUAAGGGAAUACCUAUGAUAGGUUGUAAGAUUCGAUACAUUUAUCGAAUGGUUAAGAAAAAAAAAAGUAUUGAUACCGUAAUGAUUCAACAAUAAGAGGAAUACAAAAUGAGAGGCAACAGGUAAACUAUGAUACAAAGCGUAACUCAGAGCCUACAAAAGACUGUUUUUGUAAUAAACACAAGAAAGCUGAAAGCUGGAA
Ochlerotatus camptorhynchus is the source of this 2928-nucleotide messenger RNA. RefSeq names its product zinc finger protein 595-like. The transcript is spliced from 5 exons. NCBI's taxonomy places the organism in Eukaryota, Metazoa, Arthropoda, Insecta, Diptera, Culicidae. The record is from RefSeq and is a predicted model, not a curated record. The coding region runs from base 312 to 2357 and encodes 681 amino acids.